GGUGUUUCAUUGUGCAAUUUCGUCACGAUUCGAUUUCAUCACAUUUUGCCAUUAAUCUGCAUUGCUCUUGCCCUGAUUUAAGUGCAAAAGGGAGUACUUUUGUAGUGAAACCCAUUUACGUUCUAGUUCCGUGUGCAACGACGCAACAAACGAAGCAAAUCAUGUCUUCCCCGUGGGCUGUGGUGCAGGCCGUCGAAACAGUGAACCUGCAGGAGAUCAUGUCGGAGGAAUACGCACGGGAACUGCAGACGAAGGAGGAGAAUUCGUCCCGCACUCCGAACAAGCCGGAACCUACGAAACCACCACCGGAGGCGGCAGCGCCAAAGGCAGCCAUCAGCGAAGAACCCGUGGCCGGCUGCUCUCGGGUGCUGGAUCCCGGGAAAGUUCCGGUGGAUCCAGUGAUUCCGGAUGAGUUGCUGCGUGCUUUGCAGGAGGCAGACGAGAAGGAAGUGGAAUCGGAUGCACUGGUGGCGCGACUACUGCAGGCCCAGUUCGAUGCUGAGUACGAUGAGCAGAUCAAGCGAGAAGAGAACCACCGUAAUAAGGAUUCCAAGGUGAAGGUUUCGUACGCGAACUAUCGCACCGUACCGGAGGGGUUGCUGUACGAGGAGCGCGAGGAAGUGCCGAUCGAUCUAAAGGCGGACUGGGACCGUUUCGAAACGAACGAAAAGGAACAGAAGCUGCUUCCGCGCACCGGAUAUCGAGUGAACAGCGAAGGAGAAAUGGUGACGAAGCACAACCUCGACAUUAGCGGGCGCAGUAAUGCAUGCAAGGUGAUGUCCUUUCCACCCGAGUUCUCGACAGGCGAUGCGGCCGGCUUCGAUAUGAAACUGUCCAACAAGGUGUUUAACCAGCUGAAGACCCAUUCGAAGAAAACCACUCGGAAGCUUCACAAGGCUCAGGAUCGUAAGGAAAACUUGGCGACCGCCGAAAUGGGAGUCGAUGAACCGACACGUCUGAUACUGUACAAGUGGAUCAACAACCAGCUGCUAGAGUCGGUCGAUGGGGUCAUUUCUACUGGCAAGGAAGCGAUCAUCCUGCACGGUGAGACGGAUUCCGAAAACCCGAACCUCAAGGAAGAUGAUCCACUGCCCCCGAAGGAGGUGGCCAUCAAAGUGUUCAGUACCACACUGAACGAGUUUAAGCAGCGUGAUCGAUACAUCAAGGAUGACUAUCGGUUUGCGGGUCGGUUUUCCAAACAGAACGCCCGUACCGUCAUCAACAUGUGGGCGGAGAAGGAGUUACGGAAUCUACAUCGGAUCCGUGCAGCCGGAAUCCUAUGCCCGGAGGUGGUCGCACUGAAGAAGAAUGUACUGGUGAUGGCAUUCGUGGGCGAUAGUAUGAUCCCGGCACCGAAGCUGAAAGAGGCCACACUGUCGGAUGCGCAGCUGAUCAUGGCGUACGAGGAAAUGGUCGAUAUUAUGCAUCGGCUUUAUAAAGAAGCCCGGCUGGUGCAUGCUGACCUGUCCGAGUACAACAUUCUUUGGUACGAGGAAAAAUGCUGGAUCAUCGAUGUCGCACAAUCGGUGGAACCGAGUCAUCCGGGAGCACUGGAAUUCCUAAUGCGCGAUUGCGACAACAUCAGCACGUUCUUUACCAAACGGGGCGUUAGUGGAGUGAAGAGCAAGGAGGACCUCUUCUUCGACAUCACCGGUCUCGAUCCAAUUUCGCACAAUGCCACGAUUCUCGAACGGAUACACAUGAAGGGUGAGCCGGCGCACAUUGUAUCGGGCAUCGAUGACAAUACGCCGGAUGUCUUUAAACCCAUGCAAUAUCCCUUCGAAUUCGCCUGGGCAAAGGUGGAAUCGUACAAGAGCAAAAAGAAGCAAAAGGAGGACGGGCAGCAUGGUGGCGAGAGCUCCGGAUCACGGCUUCCGUGUCGCAGCACCUCAGAGUCGAGUGGCUGUGGUUCAGACGUUGAAGCAGUGUUGAAGGAGGAAGUGGUCGUCGCCUAAACUAGGUCAAUUUUGGACCCGCUAAUCCAAAGUGUUUAUUGCGAACGGAUGUGACAAUGAAUUGUUUGUCCAAAUAAAUAAUGCCACACAAACAGCGACAUUUUAUGUAACUGUC
This is a messenger RNA of Anopheles aquasalis, 2070 nucleotides long. RefSeq names its product serine/threonine-protein kinase RIO3. The record is from RefSeq and is a predicted model, not a curated record. Gene Ontology annotation, molecular function: protein serine/threonine kinase activity; ATP binding. Gene Ontology annotation, biological process: protein phosphorylation. Lineage: Eukaryota; Metazoa; Arthropoda; Insecta; Diptera; Culicidae.